UUCAAUUUCACUAUUGUUCUGAUUUUAAUUUUUAGGGGAAACCAAUUCAAAUCAGUUAUCAAUCUGCCGGUGGCUGGCUUGGCUUAAACUCGGAUCAACCGAAAAUUCAAAUCUGGUAGCAGCAGCGGCAGUAGUAGUAGUAGAGGGGCAUGGCCUUUCAUGUCGCUUGCCCAAUUACAUGCCAGCGAAUCUGCUUCUGCUCCCUAGGGUUUCCCCCCGGCUUGCGGAACGAGAAGAGCCGGAAUGAGUUCCUGGAGACGGUGGCCACAAUCGAGGCCUUGCGCGCCGAUCCCAGCCUCCAUAGGCCUCGCGACUCCGGCACCGUCCAGGUCCUCGUUCCCAAGGUCGUCCCGCCCCCGCCGCCGCCCCCCCUGCCGGCCGAGGCCGCCCUCGGCGAUGGAGACGAGGUGUUGCUGUCGGCGCGGACCAAGCGCGCCGCCAUGCAGAGGAAGGCAGCCGUCGCUUCCAUGGUCGCCGAGGAUUACGCCCGGCGGUUCGAGUCCGGUGCUAUGCCGGAUGCCUCUGGAGAUCUUCCUGGAGAAGAUCAAGGUCAGUCUAAUGUCAAAGUAAUGUGCCGACUUUGCUAUUUUGGUGAAAAUGAAGGAAGUGAGAGAGCAAGGAAGAUGCUUUCUUGUAAAAGUUGUGGCAAGAAGUAUCAUAGGAGUUGUCUGAAAGCUUGGUCCCAGCAUAGAGAUUUAUUCCAUUGGAGCUCAUGGACCUGUCCCUCAUGCCGUAUUUGUGAGGUCUGCCGUAGAACUGGGGAUCAGACAAAAUUCAUGUUCUGUAAGAGGUGUGAUGGAGCAUAUCAUUGUUACUGCCAGCAUCCUCCUCACAAGAAUGUAAGCAGUGGACCUUAUUUGUGCCCUAAACACACAAGGUGUCACAGCUGUGGAUCUACUGUCCCUGGAAAUGGUCUAAGCACAAGGUGGUUUCUAGGUUAUACUUGCUGUGAUGCUUGUGGAAGGUUGUUUGUGAAAGGAAACUACUGCCCUGUUUGUUUGAAGGUUUACAGAGAUUCUGAAUCAACUCCUAUGGUUUGCUGUGAUGUUUGCCAGCGUUGGGUUCAUUGUCAAUGUGAUGGGAUCAGUGAUGAAAAAUAUUUACAGUUUCAAGUUGAUGGAAAUCUUCAGUAUGUAUGUGCAACGUGCCGUGGAGAGUGCUACCAGGUGAGGGAUCUUGAGGAUGCUGUUCAGGAGCUUUGGAGGAGAAGAGACAAAGCUGAAAGUGAUUUGAUUGCAAGCUUGAGGGCAGACGCUGGAUUGCCUACUCAAGAAGAAAUAUUUUCUAUUUCACCUUAUUCAGAUGAUGAAGACAGUGGUCCUAUAUUAAAGAAUGAGUACAGUCGAUCCUUGAAGUUUUCUCUCAAAGCGCUGGUAGAUAAAUCACCAAAGAAGACCAAAGAAUAUGGAAAGAAAUCUUCAAACAAGAAAUAUAUUAAGAAGAAGGGAUACAUUGAUCCCUCAUCAGUUGGGUACAGUGGGGAUGAUGACAAGAACGGCGAUACGCAGUCCCAUAAAAGUGGAGAACCUUUUUCUUCUCCUGUUGCUGGAAGUUUGAGUGAAGGGGUAUGCUCCAUCAAUCAUACCGGGGUCCUGAAACAUAAGUUAAUUGAUGAGGUCAGAGCUGGUAGUGAAAGUAUGAAAUCAAAAAGAAUCCAAAUUAAGGGUACUAAAACUCAUGGUAUGGGCAUUGGAGAUGACACUGGAAUGGAUACCACCAAAUCUAAGAACACAACCUCAAAAGGACCAAAGCUUGUUAUACAUUUAGGUGGACGCAAUAGAAAUGCAACUACCUCUCCUAAGUCAGAUGCUUCUAGCUAUCAAAGAGAGCAAGAAUUGACAGCUUCCAAUGGCAGUGAAGAUGCAGUUCAAGAGCAUAUGAUCAACAGGCAGUUGAUGGACAAGCAUGCUAAAUUUGGUGACAGUAAAGAUGCAAAGCUCAAAGGAAGAGAAGGAAAGUUGGUAAAGAUCAGAAAAAUUAACUCAGAUAACUCUGACAUGAACCCUAAAGUUGGCGAAGGGAAUGUGGCCAAUGGAUAUGAAUCUGUUUCUCCAGUGAAGCCACGUGUUUCACUGGGUAAAAGAACCUUUGAAGACAGUACAGUUGCUGUGGGGACUGCAACUGAAGGCCGUGGAAGAAGCGGUGGUCAGCCGUCUCUAAGGAAUAACGUGAAAGCUAGGCCAGAAGUAUUUACUGAUGGCAGUGGUGAUACGGGUUGCAUGCCUCUGGGCUCACCUCCUUUACAAAGGGAUUCUAAACCUUUGCUUAAGCUCAAGUUCAAGAAUCCUUACCAUGAGAAUCAUAGUUCUUGGACUUCUCAGGGUGAAGACGAGAAGAGUUCUGUUAAGGGCCAAAGGUCCAAAAGAAAGAGACCGGGAUCCUCGGUGGAAAAUGCUGCAGCAGCCAGAGAGGAUCAAGAUACCAGAGAGGAUCAAGAUACCUCACAGCGGUACAAAGACAAUACUAUGGAUGAAAUCAUGGACGCUAAUUGGAUACUGCAGAAGUUAGGGAAAGAUGCAAUUGGAAAGAGAGUGGAAGUUCAUCAGCCAUCUGAUAAUUCCUGGCACAAGGGAAUGGUAAAAGACGUCAGUGAAGGCGCCUCAAUCAUAUCUGUCACUCUAGAUGACGGGAGUACCAGGAACUUAGAACUCGGCAAGCAAGGGAUUCGAUUCGUUUCUCAGAAGCAAAAGCGCCGAUUUGCCUAAACCAGAACUCAGUCCUUUCAUGGGAAAUUCAGAGACCUUCCAUUUUAUACAUGGCAUACCGUAAGAAGCAGCACAAGCAUUUCCUGCCAGGGGCUUGGUGUUUCAUUGCAAGGUAUUAGAGCCUUUUUUCCACUUUUUGCUCAAAUUGCUGCUAGUUCUGCAGCCUCUCUCUCUCUCUCUCUCUUGCAAAAUUGCAGUUAGCUUUAUCUUCUGGAAACUGUACUUUGGGUUUAUCAAUUUAGGGCAAUGUUCUGGGGCAGGCAGGUAGCAUAAAGAUUUUUGCUCAAAAUCCCGGGGGCUAUCUGGGUUCUGUAAAUGCAGCGGCACCCUUUGUUUAUGCGUUAGUAUAUUUGGAUAUUGACAUUGGAAGUAUGUCCGGAUAUUGACAUUGAAGUCCUAUAAAAGCUGUUAAGAGGUACUCUUUUCUUUUGUUUCUA
Diospyros lotus (date-plum) is the source of this 3142-nucleotide messenger RNA. RefSeq lists its product as uncharacterized. NCBI's taxonomy places the organism in Eukaryota, Viridiplantae, Streptophyta, Magnoliopsida, Ericales, Ebenaceae. The transcript is spliced from 13 exons. The coding region runs from base 150 to 2705 and encodes 851 amino acids. The record is from RefSeq and is a predicted model, not a curated record.